Molecule: messenger RNA, 2350 nt
Organism: Eremomyces bilateralis CBS 781.70
Lineage: Eukaryota; Fungi; Ascomycota; Dothideomycetes; Eremomycetales; Eremomycetaceae
Product: MFS transporter
Exons: 4
Coding region: 341-2137 (598 amino acids)
Biological process (GO): transmembrane transport
Molecular function (GO): transmembrane transporter activity
Source: RefSeq, a predicted model, not a curated record
AAUAUCAACCAAGAGAGGGCGAUCUGUGAUUCACAAUUCCGCGUCCACGCUGGCGUCCUUGGAAUUUAGAGCCAAUCCGUCAAACAACCGGACAUAGAAGAGUUAUCAUUAAUUCCGGUUUACCUAUUUCUUCUUCUCCGUGCUUCCUCUGGAUCUUUCUUUGAGAUUCUUUCUUGGGCAGCGUCCGUGAUUUUGUCCGCCGCAUCUUUUAUUAUUGUUGCCUAAUCCCUUUAUUUCAUUACUGUCAAGCAUUUUCCAAAUUCCAUUCCAGUUCAAGCUUCGAAACCCCACGACCUUGCGAAUUUGUUUUCGUCUUUCACGAUCUUCACACAUCCAUCACAUGGGUCAACCAGAAGGAAAAGAGGCCCUUCGCCCUCCGAGCUCUCAUACUAUGGCGGGCUCAACAGCAACCACCAUCGUGCCCCCCAGCCAAACUCCUUCUGUCAUCGACAAGGAUGUCAACGUCGCAACAGACUCCAAAUCCGAAUCUGGCCCCGACACCUCUGCCCCACCAACCGCCGUGGUACCAUCGAAGGACACCGCGGAGGUGGAGGUGAAGGGCGACGUCGCCGAGAACGCCCUGCCUUCGGAUGACGAGGUGGAGUAUCCGACCAGUUGGAAGCUCGGCCUGAUCACAAUUGCGCUCUGCUUAGCUGUAUUCUGCAUGGCCCUAGAUAAUACAAUCAUUGCAACCGCAAUCCCCAAGAUCACGACCGAUUUCAGCUCCUUAGAUGAUAUCGGCUGGUACGGAUCAUCGUAUCUCCUCGCCUCGUGCUCCUUCCAGCUCAUCUUCGGGAAGCUCUACACGUUUUACAGCAUAAAAUGGACCUACAUGACCGCCCUCUUCAUCUUUGAACUAGGCAGCUUGAUUUGCGGCGUUGCUCCGAAUUCCACCGCACUCAUCAUCGGGCGAGCCAUCGCGGGCUUGGGCGGCGCGGGCAUCUUCUCCGGUUCGAUCUUGAUUGUUGCGGCUUCGGUGCCCCUGCGCCAGCGCCCGACCUACACCGGCUUUAUCGGCGGCGUGUUUGGCAUUGCCAGCGUUGCAGGACCAUUGAUGGGUGGAGCCUUCACGGACAAUUUGACUUGGAGAUGGUGUUUCUAUAUCAAUCUGCCGUUCGGCGCUGUCACCGCCAUGUUUAUCUUCGUCUUCUUCAAGUCGCCGCCCCGCGCCAAAGUUGAACCCACUUUCCGCGGCAAGGUGAGGAAUCUCGACCUCGAAGGCACAGCGGUUUUCUUGCCGGGAAUCAUUUGUCUUCUGUUGGCGCUGCAGUGGGGAGGGAGCGAGUAUAAUUGGGGCAACGCCCGCAUCAUCGUUCUUUUCAUCCUGUUCGCACUCCUGAUAGCUGCUUUUGUCGGCAUUCAGUUCUGGAAGCAGGAACGGGCCACGAUUCCACCCCGCGUUUUCAAGAACCGGAAUGUGUGGGGCUCGGCCUUGUUUGGCGGCUGUCUCGGCGCGUCGUUCUUCAUCCUGAUCUUUUAUGUCCCGAUCUACUUCCAAGCCAUCAAGGGAGUCUCCGCUGUCAAAUCGGGCAUUAUGAAUAUCCCGAUGGUUCUUUCCCUCGUACUCUUCUCCAUCAUAGCCGGCAUCCUUGUCACCGUCGUCGGUUACUACACCCCCUUCAUGUUCUUGUCGUCCAUCCUCAUGGCGGUUGGCGCGGGAAUGCUGACCACGUUUACCCCUCAUACCGCCCAUCCCGCCUGGAUCGGCUAUCAAGUGCUAUUCGGUUUCGGCGUCGGCUUUGGGAUGCAGCAGACUUUGAUUGCCGUGCAAGCCAGCCUUCCCGGGCCCGACAUCCCCAUCGCGACCGCGCUGAUGAUGUUCGCGCAAAUGCUCGGCGGCGCCCUCUUCGUCUCCGUGGGUCAGAACGUGUUCACCAACCAGCUGUUCAAGAACCUAGCAAGCGUUCCCGGCAUCGAUCCGAAGCUGGUCGUCAGUGUCGGAGCGACGGACCUGCAGUCUGCCGUCCGAAAUUUCAACGAGGCGCUUCUGGCCCCGGUUCUGGAGGCUUACUCUUCCGCUCUGACGCAAACCUGGUACGUGAGCGUCGCUAUGGCUGUUUUCAGCAUAGUCGGUGCUGCGUUCGUUGAGUGGAAGUCCGUCAAGGGCAAAAAUAUCGAGAUGGGCGGCGGUGCUUAGGAGCAGAAUACCCGCUGUCCCGUCCCCCAGGAUUUUAGCUCCUGUUGUUUCCUCUGCAUUGUUUGUUUCGGAGUUCGGCUUUCGCAUGCUUAGAUUGUUUUUUGCAGCGAAGUAAUUGAUCCGGGAGGAUCCAGCUCUCAACUCAUACCAAAGCUCAGCGCUGUGGCCAACCCUCACCACUUUCGGGUUUCAUAGAUUCAUUAGCAUUCCACU